This is a messenger RNA of Metarhizium robertsii ARSEF 23, 567 nucleotides long. RefSeq lists its product as uncharacterized. Bases 1 to 567 code for a protein of 188 amino acids. The record is from RefSeq and is a predicted model, not a curated record. Gene Ontology annotation, molecular function: catalytic activity. Lineage: Eukaryota; Fungi; Ascomycota; Sordariomycetes; Hypocreales; Clavicipitaceae. The transcript is spliced from 2 exons.
AUGACGUCGACAAAGACAGAAGGCAUGUCAAUACACUUCGGGCCUUUCGAGGUCACAAAACAGGUGCGCGCCACAUCACUCGCUGUGAAAACCCCAGAACUAUACUCUUACAAAGGGAUCCCUGACCGUCCGAUGACAAGGUGUUCCUCACAACACCCCAUUCACCUGUCUCCAACCGAAACGGCAGAUCUCUUCGGCACCGUCCAGCUCACGCAGCGAAUGCUGGCGCAGAAAUAUCUGCCGGAACCUGGAAACCUGCUCUCGGGGAGCUUCACCGUCGCUGUGCAAGAUGGGCCCGACUCCGGCCAGACUGUCCCCCAUUUACACGUCCAUGUGAUUCCCCGUAGGAAGGGGGACGUGGGCGACAGCCCGGAUGCCAUUUACGUCAAGAUGUCUACUGAGGAUGGGAAUAUCGGUGGUGCCAUGUGGGAUCGAGAGCGUCGCCCCGCGCCCGCGGGCCGAAUGCCGAGAAUCGAGGACGCGGAUCGUAGCCCCAGGACCCAGGAGCAGAUGGAAGCCGAGGCGGACGAGUAUAAGACAAUUUUGAGAAAUCUGGGAAUAGCGUGA